AUGGGACACGUAGGAUGUUGCUUUCGAAAGCGUCUCAGAGUAGAGAAACGCCAAGUUCUAGUAACAGAGGAGCUUCAGAGAAGGAUAUCUUUAAAAGCCCAUAAAUUGCUCAAUCCGGAAUCUGGAAAGAUACAAGCCGAUGGAUCUGGUUCUUGGUUGGUGUCAGAAUCGCGUUUCCUGAAGGCCAAACGUCUGGGGGUGGCGGCUUGUAUGUUAAACUGUAUUGGAAUAAUCAGCACAAUGUGUGGAAUAGUUCUUCUUUUGAUGUACUUUGGAACUGAACCACAGCAGCGAACCUCACUCCUGAAUGUUAUUACUUCUUUCAUUCAGUUGAAAUCGGCUUGCCAUCCUGCUCUCAUUCGACCAGCGACACCUCCAUCAACAUAG
Rodentolepis nana is the source of this 387-nucleotide messenger RNA. NCBI's taxonomy places the organism in Eukaryota, Metazoa, Platyhelminthes, Cestoda, Cyclophyllidea, Hymenolepididae. The record is from the annotation of a GenBank genome assembly.